Molecule: messenger RNA, 1899 nt
Organism: Hydatigera taeniaeformis
Lineage: Eukaryota; Metazoa; Platyhelminthes; Cestoda; Cyclophyllidea; Taeniidae
Source: the annotation of a GenBank genome assembly
AUGGCCAUUAACUUUAACAAGCUUUUUCUACAAAAUCUCCUUCCCAAGAGCCAGUCGGCUACUCACACGCAGGUUUCCACGUUUAGCAGUUCGGAGGCCAUUUUUGAAAAUGCUGGAUCCCAGGAUUACACUGACUUGAAAGAAGUGGAUGGUGCAUUGGAGAUCAGUGACCAGCAGGAGAGGGAAACAGAGCGGUUGUCACAGACAUUGGAUAGCCUGCGACUGUUAAUUGACAAUCAUAACAGGCGAAGGAUUGGACAUAAGGAAUCAUUAACACUCCAGCUCCGAACUCCACCCGGUGUGCAGCAGGAACCACGUGUGGCCGAUCAACCAAAGCACCGGAGAAACACAUUAAGCCAUCAGCCAUACCAAGUUCAUGCGGCACCAGCAUGUAAGGAUCUCCCACAUCCUAGUGUUCUUCGAACAAAUGAAAGGAUGUCAAAAAAGUCAGAAAAGGUGACGGUAGAGGUGCGUGUGGUGUUUCUGAAGAUCGGUGAAAUAGACACACUGAAGGAAAUGUUUCGUGCUGACGCCUUCAUUCAAACGAAGUGGCCCGAGCCUCGACUUAAUGGAAAAACCGACGAGGAACUGGCAAAGAUAGACCUCUCCAAGUGCUGGAACCCACUGGUGUACAUUGAGAACAUUCUCACCGAGUCGAAAGACCAGCACUGGAUAUCGGCGAAGAUGGAUGACAACGGGCAGGUCUUCGUCACCGAAAGGCGACGUCUGCGAGCCAUCUUUCUAGAGACUCUUGAACUCAAUGAUUUCCCGCUGGAUGUACAGGAUUUGACCAUAACAUUAUCGUCUGAACGACCAGAUACAGAAGUGGAUUUGAUCCCCGACAGCACGGAUCUGUGCGGAAUCAAUUUGCAGACCUUCGUUGAUCAACAGGAAUGGCGCCUUCAUGAGCACAUUGAAAUAACAAGGCAGUCAAUUGUACAGGAGUUUACAACCUCUUCACAGAAGCAUCCCUGCAUUUCCGUGACAUGCCGUGCAGCCCGUCGACCCGGCUACUUCUACUGGAACGUGUUCCUUAUCAUGGCAAGUUUCGCUGACCUCUCCCCUCCUCCUCCUCCUCCUCAAUUCUAUCACCCAUGGGCUUUUCGAUUUCCUAACCGAGGCUUUUUCAUCACAGGUCUCUCCUUUGCCACGUUUUCAGUGUCUGCCGAACGGCCAGAAAAUCGGCUUCAACUUUCCUUCACUCUUUUUCUCACCUCAGUGGCGUUCAAAUUCGUCAUUAAUCAGUCCCUUCCAAAGAUUUCCUAUCUCACUUUCAUGGAUAAAUACGUAUUGAUGUCGUUGGGCAUUCUUUGCAAAGUCAGUGUGUGGCAUGCUAUUGUGACUCUGGUACCGGUGUACUCCAUGCCAGAUCCCAGCUUGCCUAACACCACUGGAAUGGCCUGGAACAUCUCUUCCCUCUUUCACUGCUCAUCACUCUCCACAAUCACUGACUUCACUGCCGCUGGUAGUUCUGCACAGCUCAACGCGCAACUUUUUGACCUCUUUGGACAGCUGCCCUUGAUCAACGCUUCUCUUCACUCUCGCAACAAUCUUCCUAUUCUUCUUCCUCGAAAUAUGAUUCCUCCAUGGAUGAACGAAUCGUUUACAGAGGCUCUGCGAACUGACAUUUACGACCCCGGGAUGGACGAUGUGGAGCGGGACCUUGCCGUACUUCAGAGGGCAAUCGACUUGACUCUUAAACGUCGCUUGUGGGAGCGCCAGGCUUUUCUGAAAAAGCGCAGGAUCGAGCUAAAGAAAUUAAAGGACGAAAGAACGGCUCUCCUCAACAGAGUUGAACGCGAUGUUUUUAUUAUUUUCUGCAUUUUCUACUUCGCCUGCCAUCUCGUUUUUAUUUUCUCAUUCUACUUUGGGGUAAGUUCUGCAACAAAGACGUUUUAA